Peniophora sp. CBMAI 1063 is the source of this 333-nucleotide messenger RNA. NCBI's taxonomy places the organism in Eukaryota, Fungi, Basidiomycota, Agaricomycetes, Russulales, Peniophoraceae. The record is from the annotation of a GenBank genome assembly.
AUGCUCAGCAAUUUCGUUGUCCUUGCUGCUGUUGCUUUCGGGUCCGCAGCGGCUAUCCCGGCCUCGGACAACACACCGCCUCUCGUGUGCAACACGGCGGACCGGUUCUGUUGCGAUCAAUUCAUUCAGCCCAAUGCUAUCACUCCGGCAACGACCGCAGAGCUUGUAUUGCUCGGCGUCGAUCCCGCCACCCUUACUGCGCCAAUUGGGCUCGGAUGUGACUCCACUACGUUCAUUGGGGGCUUCAGUUGCGAGACCACGAACGCUUGUUGCACGGGUCGCGAUAUCCUGGGUGGUACGGUGGUCCUCGACUGCUCCGACGCUGCAUUCUAA